CAUAUUUUCAGAUGACUCGUAAAGGGCAAAGAAAAAACCCAAAAUUUCAAAAUUUCCGUUUAAGUCUCAUAAUCAAGAAGAGGAGAAACAGAGCGAGCGAGCAAAAGAGAGAGUCAGAGAACUAUGAGAAACCCCCCCACCCUAUGAUUAUCAGCACACAUACUCAUCGAAAAAAAAAUGGAUUAUUAGAAAAGAGAGGUCUGUGGCUUCCACGCCGUGGUUUUUCUUCUCGGUAUAAAAGCAAAGUUGUUUUUGAUACGUGACAGUUUCCCACAAGCCAAGCUGAUCCUUUUCUGUCAGUCCACUUCACUAAGACUGCCCUCGGACAAGGACCCAAUGCCCAACCCCAGGCCAGCCAAGCCCUCAGCCCCUUCCUUGGCCCUCGGCCCAUCCCCAGGAGCCUCGCCCAGCUGGAGAGCUGCAUCCAAAGCUUCAGACCUUCUGGGGAUCAGGGGCCCAGGGGGAACCUUCCAGGUCCGGGACCUCCGAGGCGUGACCCAUGCCUCCUCCUCCUUGAACCCCAUGCCACCAUCACAGCUGCAGCUGCCCACAGUGCCCCUAGUCAUGGUGGCACCCUCUGGGGCACGGCUGGGCCCCUCGCCCCACUUGCAGGCACUUCUCCAAGACAGGCCACACUUCAUGCACCAGCUCUCAACGGUGGAUGCCCACACCCGGACUCCCGUGCUGCAGGUGCGCCCACUGGACAGCCCAGCCGUGAUCAGCCUCCCACCACACACCACUGCCACUGGGGUCUUCUCCCUCAAGGCCCGGCCUGGCCUGCCACCUGGGAUCAACGUGGCCAGCCUGGAAUGGGUGUCCAGGGAGCCAGCACUGCUCUGUACCUUCCCAAGUCCUGGUGCUCCCAGGAAGGACAGCACCCUUUCAGCCACACCCCAGAGCUCCUACCCACUGCUGGCAAAUGGUGUCUGCAAGUGGCCCGGAUGCGAGAAGGUCUUCAAGGAGCCAGAGAACUUCCUCAAGCACUGCCAGGCAGACCAUCUCCUGGAUGAGAAGGGCAGAGCACAGUGUCUCCUCCAGAGAGAGGUGGUACAGUCUCUGGAGCAGCAGCUGGUGCUGGAGAAGGAGAAGCUGAAUGCUAUGCAGGCCCACCUGGCCGGGAAAAUGGCCCUGACCAAGGUUCCAUCCAUGGCAUCAUCUGACAAGGGCUCCUGCUGCAUCGUUGCUGCUGGCACCCAGGGCAGUGGCGGCCCAGCCUGGCCCGGUCCCCGGGAGGCCCCCGACAGUCUGUUUGCUGUGCGGAGGCACCUGUGGGGCAGCCAUGGAAACAGUGCAUUCCCAGAGUUCUUCCACAACAUGGAUUACUUCAAGUUCCACAACAUGAGACCGCCCUUCACCUAUGCCACCCUCAUCCGCUGGGCCAUCCUGGAGGCUCCUGAGAAGCAGCGGACACUCAAUGAGAUCUACCACUGGUUCACACAUAUGUUUGCCUUCUUCCGAAACCACCCUGCCACCUGGAAGAAUGCCAUCCGCCACAACCUGAGCCUACACAAGUGCUUCGUGCGGGUGGAGAGCGAGAAGGGGGCUGUGUGGACUGUGGAUGAGUUUGAGUUCCGCAAGAAAAGGAGCCAGAGACCCAACAGGUGUUCCAACCCUACAUCCAGCCCCUGACCUCAAGACCAAAGAAAGGAGGAAGGACAGACAGGGGCCCAAAUGGGGGGGCAGAGAUAGCAGGUGGCAGGGGUGACAGGUCCUGGACGUGCCCACAGAUAUGAAGAAGUGAGAUGUCCACUGUUUGCCUGCCAGGGCCCCUGCUCCCCCACUGGAAACCCUCCUGAAUCACAUCCUCUGCCCCAAGGCUGCCCUGAGGGGUCCCAGUCCUGGCCCCAGCCCCAUCCCUCUCAGCCCCCCAUAGAAGAGCCCUCCAGCCAAAUGGAACCUUCGUAACCAGCCACACACACAGCCUGCCUCAGCCACUUUCACGGAUGACCUCAGGGCUAGAAAAGUCACAGAGACUGUCAAAAUUCUGUCCCU
Molecule: messenger RNA, 1992 nt
Organism: Carlito syrichta (Philippine tarsier)
Lineage: Eukaryota; Metazoa; Chordata; Mammalia; Primates; Tarsiidae
Gene: FOXP3
Product: forkhead box P3
Exons: 12
Coding region: 337-1629 (430 amino acids)
Biological process (GO): regulation of transcription by RNA polymerase II
Cellular component (GO): nucleus
Molecular function (GO): RNA polymerase II cis-regulatory region sequence-specific DNA binding; DNA-binding transcription repressor activity, RNA polymerase II-specific
Source: RefSeq, a predicted model, not a curated record